ACUGGACAUAUGCGCGGGUCACCGCUACUGGCGGCAAAACUUCCUUGUACCUAUGUUGAUUAAUUGUAGCUCCUGGUAAACAUGUCUGUAUCUUCAGGGAACUUGGCUUUGGUGUGGGAUGACCUAAAAAAUGGAUUCGACGCGAUAUUUAGACUUGAAACAAUCAAACGGAAGAGAUACAUGGAGCUUCAUACACAUGUGUACAAUUAUUGUACUUCAGUUGACCCGAAGUCUCACACAACGCCUAGCAGAAGUGCAAUAGAAACUGAACCGGGUGGAAAGUUGGUGGGUUUCGAGUUGUACAAAAAGCUACGCAACUAUCUGAAGGCGCAUGUACAUUCCUUAAAACUAAAAGGAAAUAAUCUUGUUGAUGAAGAAACACUGUCAUAUUUUGAGAAAGCCUGGACCGAAUUUCGUUUCGCAUCAAGGGUGUUGGAUGGAGUCUGCAAUUACUUGAAUAGACACUGGGUCAAACGGGAGUGUGAAGAAGGGCGAAAGAAUGUCUUUGUUGUAUACACACUUGCAUUGAUAACAUGGCGUGAGCAUCUACUAAAGCCUCAUGCUAGGGUUUUGAUCAGUGCAAUUCUUCGAGAAAUUGAACGUGAGCGCCGUGGGGAAAUUUUAUCAACUCUACGACUAAGAAAAAUCAUCGAGUGUCUAGUUGAAUUGGGCAUUACGUCUGAACAACAAACCUUCUCAACGUCUUCGUUAACUGGAGCUCCUUUAUCCCCUAGUGAACCUUUGCCGUACCUGAUGAAAUCUUUCAAAUCUCCAAGUUUCCCACCUAAACCCAGUGGUUCCGCAUCAAAACCAAAUAAACCAGAGCUGGAAUCCAGUUAUCAGGGUGCAUCUAAUAAAAGUGUCCCAAAUUUCCGGGGUCCACUUCAUUCUGUGGACUCAGCUGACGAAUCCACCUCUAAUACUCCUAGUACAACGACAUCAACUUUAACUUCAGACUCACGAAUAAAUUUAUCAGUUUAUCAAGAAUAUUUUGAACGACCAUUUUUAUCUGAAACUGAGCGAUAUUAUCGAUUAGAAAGUGCUCAAUUUCUGCAGUCGAACACAGUCCCCGAAUACCUCCAAAAGGUAGAAACACGGUUGAAUGAAGAACGUAUUCGUGUUCAGACUUACCUCCACAUAAGCACACUUCCUAAAUUAAUAAGAUCUUGUGAGCAUUACCUAAUUGGAGAACAUAUUGACCGGCUGACAUCAGUCUUCUCAGAUCUAUUUAAUGAAGACAGAGAAGAAGAUAUAUGGAGAAUGUAUCGUUUGGUUGGUCAUUUUCCUAGUGGAAUACGUGUUCUUGUCUCAGUCAUGGAAGAUCAUGUGGCUGAUAAAGGAUGGGAAGCUAUCCGUCAGGUCGCUGAAGCUGCUUUAAACGACCCAAAGUUGUACAUUGAUACAAUAUUGAAAGUUCAUCAAAAGCAUUAUAAUCUUGUAUUAUCUGCUUUUGCCUGGGAUCCAGCAUUUACACGUGCCUUAGACAAAGGAUGUGAACGUUUUAUCAAUCGUAAUGCUGUUACUGAGUUAGCUGGUAAUCAGAGAAAGUCACCUGAACUUUUAGCUAAGUAUGCUGACUUCCUGUUGAAGAAAAGUGCUAAAGACAUUCAACUUGAUGAUUUGGAAGAAACUCUUGGACAAGUGAUGAGUGUCUUCAGAUAUAUCGAAGAUAAGGAUGUCUUUCAAAAGUUUUACAGCAAAACAUUAGCGCGCCGACUUGUGUAUAAUCAAUCAGUGUCUGAAGAUGCAGAAGCAUCGAUGAUAUCUAAAUUAAAAGAAGCCUGUGGUUUUGAAUAUACAGCUAAAUUACAAAGGAUGUUUCAAGAUGUAAAUGCUACAAGGGAACUUAAUGCCAAGUUCUUAGAUUAUUUACAGAAGCAAGAAGAGGCCAAUGGUAGUACAAUUAAAGGAACUGAUUUCAACAUUAUGAUCCUCAGUUCAAAUGCAUGGCCAUUUCAAGCACAAGCACCGUUUUCUAUCCCUCCAGAGUUGGAACAGUGUCAUAGUACCUUUCUUGCUUUCUACCAUGAACACCAUACUGGUCGCAAACUGACAUGGUGCUAUCAUUUGUCUCGUGGUGAAGUUGUUACCAACUAUACUAAGACCAGAUAUAUAUUUCAGGUUUCCACAUAUCAGAUGUCCGUUCUCAUGCUGUACAAUUCAUCACUUGUUUACUCAGUGUCAGCUAUUCAACUGCAGACUGGUAUUGAAGAAGCAACACUGUUGCAAAUCCUACAAAUUCUUCUUAAGGCUAAAGUGUUGAAAAUUGUUUCGGAUCCCAAUUCUGAAGUGGAACCAAGUCAACCCUUAACUUCCUCGAAUGAUGAUACCAAUGAUUCGCAUUUAUCGCCUGAUACCCAUUUGGCACUAUAUACAGAUUAUAAGAAUAAACGUGUUCGAGUAUAUUUAAAUAUCCCCCUGAAAAGUGAAACAAAACAAGAGAUUGAACAGACUUUGGGCAAUGUAGAAUCCGAUCGAAAGCUUAUUGUUCAAGCUUGUAUAGUACGGAUUAUGAAGACUAGAAAGGUGAUGAAACAUCAUCAAUUGAUCUCUGAAGUUGUAACACAGUUAACUCCUCGGUUCAAACCGACAGUGUUGUUAAUCAAAGUGAGUUGGGAGUAGCUUGUUUUUAAAAUCCUUUUUUUCAUGAAAACAUUUCGUUAUCUAUCCAAGUAUGUAGAAAACAAGGUAUCAUACAGUGAGGAUAAUUAAUUCUAGUUGAUUAAAACCGAAUACUAACGAGCGCAACUCAUAUUUAAGCAUUAUUAUCUUCCGUUCUCAGGAGAAUGGUCAGUCGUACUGGUUUCUGUGGUUGCUAGGAUUUGAUGAAUUUGUUGUCUGAUGGCUAAUCUUAACAUUUUGGUGAUAAAGUCGAUAUCAUACAUGAAUGAUAUGUCAUUCGAGUAGGCUGUCACCUUUCCAUACACCGUUACUGAUUGUUUCCAAAAAUAUUUGAAUUGAUAUGUACUCAAUUAGAAGUGUCAGGAACAGACAUAUUUUUUCUACCUGAUCGUAAUAGUACUCGCCUGAUAUCGCUAAUAUAUGACAGUUUUGCGGCUUAGUAAGUACACAUCUUUAGGCAACUCUGUUAUCACUUUCGCUGUUUGCAGUUGUCUUAACUAUGGAAUUCUGCCGAUUUUAGUCUUAACAUUGAUCUUACGCGUGGUUGGCCCGAUCUGGUGUACUCAAUUCACCCAUGCUAUAGAUAGCGUCAUCCCGCCCUCCCUACGGCGUACAAAGGGACACAAAGUCUACUGCUUAUUAUCCACACAUUUUAGACGAUCUAAUCCAUCUGUAUUUACAACCAAAUAAGCCGAUCACAACGUACUAUAAUUUGUUAAGAUGAAACAACUAUUUUCAAGCACAAUAGUGGAUUUCACCCAACAUACAAUUAUUUCCGAACUAUAAGUCUAACAUAAAUUGAUGAGAAUUCAAUCGAAAGCUGUUUAACCGAACUAUACAAUAAUGUUACUAAUUAACUCAUAAGUAGAUUGACUUUAAUGAUUCACGUUUUCCACUUUUUGGUUGAUGUAACAGAUUUCGUUUGAGAUGGAGCAUAAGGAUUGCCAGAUUUCCCAAUAAACAUAUCACACAAUCCAUCUGCGAUUGUUUUCUAAAUUCUAUCAGCUCACCAUAAUUUGAUAAUCAUUCAGUAUCUUGAAGCUGCACUUGGUUUUGACUUUAGAGGUCAAUAUUUUUCAUGAAAAUUUAAACAGCUUAACCUUGAAGUAAGGCAAUGAUGAGCAGUAGAUUGUGAAUUAAAUUAUAUGAAGCCAGUUUUCAUGAAGAAAUAAAAUCAGCUUGAAAACUAUGGGUCACUGUUGUCUUAAAUCGGCAUAUGAACGAGAAUAAUCGAUAUGGCUGUACUCAUAUAUGAGCUCCUUAGCCUGAAUAAGUGCGAUGCACUAAUUCAGGUUGCGUCAUCAUAUUAAAUUUUUAUACUUAUCAUCUUAAAGAUAUUCUCCAUGAAUUUUGAAGAAACCUUUGUCACCAUUCAUUAUUAAUUAUUUAACUAAUACAUACAUUAUUGUUUCAGCGAUGUAUUACCGCUCUUAUUGAACGAGAGUAUCUCAAACGUGAUAGCAAUGAACGGGAUGCAUAUGAAUACCUGGCCUAACUUUCAUACACAUAUUCACUAAUACUGUUACUGCUUCAACUUCGUCGUUUAUGUGUUUUCUUUUAUAAAUCACUUUCAUUCACAGUUUUCAAUGUGAUUGUUUUUCUUAGUCCUAAUCAAAGUAUAAUAAUAUAAUUCAUGCAAUCAUUUCGUAUACAUUCUAUUACGAAAUAAUUAAGUUGAAUAAGUUUACAUUCAUUAAAACUUGUCUGGCGUAGUAUUGAUUCUUAAGCUUAAUGCAUUAAAUUCUUCCACCUUAUUUCUGAUAGUUUUUCCCCGCAUUACUGACUAGCAAUGUCAUUUUUAAAAAAGUGUUUUUGCUUGGUUUUAAAUUCCAUCUAUCAUCAUUUGUUUUAUUCAUUUCACCACUUGUUUAAAGGUGAUAUUCUGUUCAAGUGGUAAUGGUUGUUUUUGAAACAAGUCAGAAAACAAUUUUUUACAGGAGAAAUGAUCUACUCUAUGCUUAUUAAGUACAAUGACAAUUAUUGUAAAUAUUUUUUAUGAUGUUGUGACUUCUUAUUGGUCUAGACAGUUGACUUUCAAAUAGUGGGUCGUGAGUUCGAACCCCACUCCAUCUAAUGAAGUUUGACCAUUCAUGUCAUAUCAUCAGCCCUCACACACUAGGUAUGUCUCAUUACCCAGCACACAUGGGUACUGAGUUAAAUUUAUUUUCAUUUAUGUAAAUACUACAUGCUUUCACUGUAAGUAAAUUAUAACAUGAAUAUAGUUUCUUAACUAUAAUCC
Molecule: messenger RNA, 4861 nt
Organism: Heterobilharzia americana
Lineage: Eukaryota; Metazoa; Platyhelminthes; Trematoda; Strigeidida; Schistosomatidae
Source: the annotation of a GenBank genome assembly